Molecule: messenger RNA, 3565 nt
Organism: Mauremys mutica (yellowpond turtle)
Lineage: Eukaryota; Metazoa; Chordata; Testudines; Geoemydidae
Gene: BUD13
Product: BUD13 homolog
Exons: 11
Coding region: 72-2105 (677 amino acids)
Biological process (GO): mRNA splicing, via spliceosome
Cellular component (GO): U2-type spliceosomal complex; RES complex
Molecular function (GO): RNA binding
Source: RefSeq, a predicted model, not a curated record
GGCCCGUCGGUUUCCGGGGCGCGCCUCGCGCUGUUUUGUCCCCGCCGCCGCCCCGUCUGCGCCGCUCCGCGAUGGCGGCCCCGGGCCUGUCCAAGGCCGAGUACCUGCGGCGCUACCUGGGCGGGGCCGCGGCCCAGCCGGAGGGCGGCCGGCGCAAGCGGAGGAAGAAACCGCCGGGGAGCGGCGGCGGCAGGGGGAUGCGAAUAGUGGAUGAUGAUGUGAGCUGGAAUAGCAUUUCUGCUGCACAAGAGAAAGAGGAGGAGGAAGAGGAUGAAGGGGACCUGCCUGUGGUGGCAGAGUUUAUUGAUGAGCGACCAGAAGAAGUGAAACGGAUGGAAGAAUUCCGGACAAAUAGUAAAUGGAAGCUUUUAGGAGAUCAGAAUGAAGAUUCACAAAGCUCAGACCUUUCUCUAGCUGCCAAGUCUACAGCAAGUUCAGAAACCACAAAACAAAAGAAAAUUAAACACUCAUCUGAACCAUCACCUCCCAGGAGAGGUCGUCAUGAUUCUCCUGAGAUUUCUCCACUCAGGAAGCAGCGUCAUGAUUCUUCAGAUGAAUCUCCAUCCGGGAAUCAGCGCCGCGACUCGCCGGACCUGUCGCCGCCCCGCCGGGGCCGCCGCGACUCGCCAGACCUGUCGCCGCCCCACCGGGGCCGCCGCGACUCGCCAGACCUGUCGCCGCCCCGCCGGGGCCGCCGCGACUCGCCAGACCUGUCGCCGCCCCGCCGGGGCCGCCGCGACUCGCCUGACCUGUCGCCGCCCCGCCGGGGCCGCCGCGACUCGCCAGACCGGUCGCCGCCCCGCCGGGGCCGUCGCGACUCGCCGGACCGGUCGCCGCCCCGCCGGGGCCGCCGCGAUUCGCCGGACCGGUCGCCGCCCCGCCGGGGCCACUGCGACUCAGUAUCAGGAAAAAAAAGCAACAAAACUAUGGACAAAUCGCUACCGGGAGGAAUCCAAGGAGAGCAAUGUAAUCUGAGAUCUGGCUUCCCACACAAGUCCUCAUCGCAUCAUAAGCGGCAGAUAACUCCAGAUCUUUCACCUCUCAGGAAGAACAGAGACAAUUCUGACCUAGCCACAUCACCAUCUCGGAGAAAGAGAACUGGAUCACCUAGUGGGCUGAAAAAACAGAGCAGCACAAGAGGCUUUUCUCCAGCCAAUCAAAAGCCUAAACAGGCUCUGUCACCUAAAAGGCGCAAGAGGCAUGACUCUGAUUCUUCACUGCCAUGGAAGAGUUCCCAGGACUCGUCUGAUUCCGACCUUUCCCCCCUGCGGAACAGUCAUAGACCAGGCCUGCUACACCGUGACUCCCCCUCCAAACUCUCUCCUCCCAAGAGGAAUCAGAACACGUCUUCAGAUUCUGAUUUAUCUCCUCCCCGAAGGAGUCAGGCAGCUGGAAAGAAACUCCACGGUUCAAGGAGCUCUCCUGGCCUCUUGCCUCAUCGUCGAGGGCCAGAUUCUAAAAGAUCUUUCCAGGGGGAGAGAGGAGAGGACCAGAGGGCCAGCCAGAUGCUCUCUGGGGGUAAAGCUGGCUUGGUGUCAGCCGACCUGCUGCGGAGAGAACAGCAGGAACUCAGGAGACACGACAGAAAUAACAAACACUUGGAAGAUGAAUCCCAAAAGGCUGAAACAGUCUUUCGAGACAAGUCAGGCCGCAAGAGGGACCUUAUGCAGGAACGACUUGAGCAGCACAAGAAGGCGGAGGCGAAAUCUGAGAGAGAUGAGCUCUAUGCCAAGUGGGGCAAGGGCCUGGCCCAGAGUAGGCAGCAGCAGCAGAAUGUGGAGGAUGCAGUAAAGGAGAUGCAGAAGCCAUUGGCUCGUUACAUUGAUGACCAAGACUUGGAUCAGAUGCUUCGAGAGAAGGAAAGAGAAGGGGACCCCAUGGCUAACUUCAUCAGAAAGAAGAAAGCCAAAGAGAGCAAGGAUAAGAAAGAGAAGCCCAGGUACAAUGGACCAGCACCUCCCCUGAACAGGUUUAACUUAUGGCCUGGGUAUCGCUGGGAUGGAGUGGACAGGUCCAAUGGGUUUGAACAGAAGCGCUUUGCCAGGCUAGCCAGCAAGAAGGCAGUUCAGGAGCUUGCAUAUAAGUGGAGUGUUGAGGACAUGUAAACAAAAGAGAAAACCAAAUGGAAGACUGCUCCUGGCUCCCCUUCGGGGAGGAAGUGAGACCUCAGUACAACCUAAUGCCAUUGCAAGAGCUGUAAGGAAUGGCUCAUUCUUCCCUGAACACCUCUUCUCCCUAGCAUUCAGUGUUCAAAUGGACUACCUGGGGGUGACAGGGCUGCCUCUAAAGGAAAGUUCAAGAUGCUUCUGGAAGAGGAUGAAAACAGGUCACUCUGUCCAGUCAGGCAGAGAGGAGAAGGCGGGAAACUUUGGGUCCCUUGAGCCCAGAGAAGAACUUCUACAGCUUUACUGUGAGCAGCCAGAAGGUUGACUGCAGAGGGAAAGUGCAGUAUCCAGCUACCUGCUGGAAUAGUUCUGCUCUCUUGGACCUGCCGUGAGAUGGGGAAGAGACACCAGUUUCUGGCAUCAAUAUUUUUUUAACAAAUUAUAUAUAAAUACAUUUGUAACCCUAUUUUCAGUCAAACUCUUGGUUUCCUGGAGGUGUUUUGGGGAUCUGCUGAUUUUCAGUUGUGUCCCAAAUCUCAGGUGCUUCUCUGGGGUGUGGAGAGGAUUAAAGAAAACUCAUUCAGAGAAUAAUUAUGCUGAAGUGGCUCUUCUGUCCUGCAAUGUGGAUUCCCCAACUGUCAGUGCAAGUUGUAAAGCAGAAGCCCCUCCCGUUCCUAGUCCUGAGCUACGCUAAGUAGACGAAUAUUUCCUACAAUGCCUUGCUCCAUAUGGUGGAACAUCACUAUCUCGUCCCUUCCUAAAUGGGGUUUUUGGAGAGAGGGGUGUGGAAGAGAAACUCUUUUGUUGUAUUUGACAACAAACCCAUUCUGGCUACAAGCUCUGGCUGCUGGUCUGGGUUAACUGCUUAUGGAAAGAUACAGUUAAUGGUGGGUUUAAAUGUACUACCCUGAAUGUGAUUUUAUUUUGAGCAUCCGAUGGCACGGGGUUGGUCUCUCUUGAGAGGUCUGACAGUGCCAGGCUAGCUUGGCAGUUGCAUAGUCACAGCAUUGCUGUCUGCAUGUUUGUUUAAACCUGAAAUCUAACUUUCAGAAAAGACGACCGCUCUGCCAAGACUCUGAGCCACAGCUCUAAGGUAGAGACAAUGUGACCUGGUCCCUCAAUGUGUUGAGAAAGCACCUCUGAUCUCAAAGGCAGUUGGAGUUUUCUCUUUGUUUACUUUGCAGAGAGACGGUGUUGAAUGCCCCAGCUGUUUCCAUGGAAGGCCCUUGCCUGUAGCAGUCUGGGUCUUGAGAUAGGAAUUAGGCUCCCGUGGUUCUUAUGCUACAUGAGGGUGCUGGGUGGGAAGUAUAGUGUAAAGGUUUUCUUAGGAAAUGUGAUUCUUGGAUUGGUGCUUUCUCCCUGUCAAAAGGUGAUGCUCCUUUUUUAUUUAACAAGUUAAAUUUCUAGCCGUCUUGUAAUCUGGAUGUACAAUUGUAAAUAAUUUUUUUUUUUUAGCUGGC